AUGUGCACGGGAGGCUGUGCCAAGUGCCUGGGAAUUACUCUCAUCCCCCUGGCUGGGCUCUGCGCACUUGCUAACAUUUUGUUGUUUUUCCCUGGAGGAACAGUGGUUAAAGAAACUGAACACAUUACAGAUGAAGUUUGGUACUUUGGAGGGAUCUUGGGAUCGGGUGUAUUGAUGAUCUUCCCUGCCUUGGUAUUUUCGGGCCUUCAGAAUAAUGAUUGCUGUGGAUGCUGUGGUAAUCAUAGCUGCGGAAAGAGGUUUGCGAUGUUUUCUUCUAUAAUAUUUGCUGCUGUUGGAGUUGUGGGAGCUGGAUACUGCUUUAUUUUGUCAGCAGUAGCCUUACACAAAGGCCCCAAAUGUGACAUUAAUGGAAACUGGACCUACCCCUUCACGGAUGGGAAUUACCUUGGUGACCAUGCAGUGUGGGACGACUGUAAAUCACCUGAAAACCUUGUCCCAUGGCACCUGACCCUCUUCUCCCUGCUGCUGGUGAUGAGUGGGAUCCAGGCAGUGCUCUGUGCCAUCCAGGCACUGAAUGGCCUCUUUGGAACCAUCUGUGGGGACUGCAAGUGCUGCGGCUGCUGCGGGGGAAAUGGAUCUGUCUAA
Messenger RNA from Catharus ustulatus (Swainson's thrush), 606 nucleotides. RefSeq names its product transmembrane 4 L six family member 4 (gene TM4SF4). Gene Ontology annotation, cellular component: membrane. The record is from RefSeq and is a predicted model, not a curated record. NCBI's taxonomy places the organism in Eukaryota, Metazoa, Chordata, Aves, Passeriformes, Turdidae. The transcript is spliced from 5 exons. Bases 1 to 606 code for a protein of 201 amino acids.